UCCGCUCAGACAUCAGUUGCCCGGUCUCUCUCUGGCCAGUUCUUAAAAACCGGGUUUCUCCUUGUUCGCCUCCACGUUCCACCAUAUCGAUCCCUCCGCCGCUUCACAAGAUGCAGGUGGUUUUCGUUUAUCUAGUUGUCUCUGCCGUGCUGUCCGGCGCUCUCGCUUAUGACCCCGACAUGCUUCAGGAUAUCUGUGUGGCCAGUACUUCCUCAGAUGUAAAGGUCAAUGGCUUCGUAUGCAAGAGUGAAGCAAAUGUCACGGCGUCCGAUUUCGCCUUCGAAGGCCUGGCGAAGGCAGGAAAGAUCAACAGCUCCGUGGGAUCCCUGGUCACGGUCGCCAACGUGGACAAAGUCCCGGGCCUCAACACCUUAGGCAUCUCUCUGGCCCGCAUAGACUACGCCCCAGAUGGCCUCAACCCACCCCACACCCACCCGCGCGCGACCGAAAUCGUGUUCGUCCUGGAAGGCGAGCUGGACGUCGGCUUCAUCACGACCGCGAACAAGCUGAUCUCCAAGACGAUCAAGCAGGGUGAGCUGUUUGUGUUCCCUAGGGGCCUCGUCCACUUCCAGAAGAACAAUGGCGACAAGGCCGCUUCGGUUAUUGCGGCAUUCAACAGCCAGCUGCCGGGGACGCAGUCCAUCGCGAUGACACUGUUCACCGCGACGCCGGCAGUGCCAGACGAGGUGCUGACCAAGGCGUUCCAGGUCGGCACUAAGGAGAUCAACAAGAUCAAGGACAAGCUCGCACCGAAGAAGUCGUGAGGAGAUGAACCGCACCGUCCGACAGUACUAAAAGAAUCUGUCCAUUCCAGCUUUUCGAUUUCCGUUUUUGCCAUUUACUUCUACGCGAGUCUCAUUCGUCGAACUAUACACGAUUACAUCUAGAAAAAUAAAAUGUAAUUCGAUCUUCGCGAAAAUAACUUAUGUAUACAGUAGAGAAAUAAACGAAAUCUGACGCAUGAAGAAGCAGUGCCUUAAUCAUUCUGGCGAGAUCAAAGCCUUUAUUCA
Eucalyptus grandis is the source of this 1010-nucleotide messenger RNA. Its product is annotated as germin-like protein subfamily 2 member 4. Gene Ontology annotation, cellular component: cell wall; plasmodesma. The transcript is spliced from 2 exons. NCBI's taxonomy places the organism in Eukaryota, Viridiplantae, Streptophyta, Magnoliopsida, Myrtales, Myrtaceae. Gene Ontology annotation, biological process: plasmodesmata-mediated intercellular transport; regulation of root development. The record is from RefSeq and is a predicted model, not a curated record. Gene Ontology annotation, molecular function: manganese ion binding. Bases 111 to 764 code for a protein of 217 amino acids.